AGCUAUAAAAAGGGGUUGGACACCAACCCUCCCCUUUAUCAAGAUGGCGGCGCUGAGGGCGGCGGGGACAGCGCUUCUGCGGCCCCGGGCCGGGCCGGCCCCGGCCGCGCUGGGCUACCACAAGAAGGUAGUGGAUCACUACGAGAACCCGCGCAACGUCGGCUCCCUUGACCGCAACGACAAGAACGUGGGCACCGGCCUGGUGGGUGCCCCGGCCUGUGGCGACGUCAUGAAGCUGCAGGUGCAAGUGGACGAGAACGGCAAGAUCGUGGAUGCCCGCUUCAAAACCUUCGGCUGCGGCUCGGCCAUCGCCUCCAGCUCGUUGGCCACGGAGUGGGUCAAAGGGAAAACGGUUGAUGAAGCGCUGAAAAUCAAGAACACAGACAUUGCCAAGGAACUCUGCCUUCCACCUGUCAAACUGCACUGCUCCAUGCUGGCUGAAGACGCCAUCAAGGCUGCCUUGGCUGAUUACAAACUGAAGCAGGAUCAAAACAAAGAGUCCGACAAAGAAGCCGACAAUGCCUGAACUGCCUGCACAGCUUCCCCUCCUCCCUCCUCACUCUGCAGCGCAAUCCCCGGGCUGUAGUAGGACCCUGUGCACUACUCAAGCUGUAAGAUACGCACAAGUUACGCACAACGUGUCCCUGUGGUGUCCAGCCACUCCGUAGUGCUCACGUGGAUGGGGACUCCCAUCCCCUCGGGAAUGCCGCGGGAAGACUCCGCUCCGGAGACAAAACCCCGCUGUCUGGUACUAGAAGGGCUGCACUUUCAUUUUUCUUUUUCUUUUUUUUUUUUUUUUUUGAGAAGAUGUCUAGUUUUGCCUAAUAUUUUAUGGAAUUUAGUGGGAAAUGUUGCCCUGGUUUGGAUGUGUGUUUGAGAGCUGUGGGGCCCCCCCUGGCUGCGUCAGGGUUGGUGUCGCAAUCCAGGGGCAAAUUCCUGCUCUUGGAAUUCUGGGACCCUUGGCAGGUGCCAAAGGGAAAAGUGGCCAGGAAACACUGGUGGUUUCUGCUCCCAUCCUGUCGCUGCUUAAUUUUUGAAGCUCAUGUUUGAGGAAAUUUUGGGGUGUUUUCUCUAAGAAUUUCACUUUUUCACUCACCAGGUGCUCUCUUACAGCUGUAAAUCCUGGGCUAGAGGAAGGUGUCCCUGCCCAAGGAAGGGGUUUACAAGCGGAUGGGAUUUAAAAACCAACCCAAAUCACUCCAGGAUUCUCUAAAAUUCCCUCAGACUGGAACCCCAGUGGGGAAUAGCAGAGCUGAGGGGGGGAGCUCCCAGAGUUCCUCUUUUCCGCGGGAGUAUUUCCAAACCAAGCAGACAUCACAUUGGCAAACCUCACCUUUUCACCUUCUAACCCCCCAAAAGACACCUCACUUCCCAUUUUUUGUACUGAGGGUGUUGUUAAAAAUUUAAAACCACAUUUAAAAAAAUAAUUGUCUCGUUCUGCUCCA
Parus major (Great Tit) is the source of this 1445-nucleotide messenger RNA. It is a transcript of the gene ISCU, whose product is annotated as iron-sulfur cluster assembly enzyme. Gene Ontology annotation, molecular function: 2 iron, 2 sulfur cluster binding; ferrous iron binding. Lineage: Eukaryota; Metazoa; Chordata; Aves; Passeriformes; Paridae. The record is from RefSeq and is a predicted model, not a curated record. The coding region runs from base 44 to 526 and encodes 160 amino acids. The transcript is spliced from 5 exons. Gene Ontology annotation, cellular component: mitochondrial matrix; cytoplasm. Gene Ontology annotation, biological process: intracellular iron ion homeostasis; iron-sulfur cluster assembly.